AUGUCCCUCCAGCAAAGGUUUAGCGACAUCGUCUUCCUUAUUUGUGACGAAAUUCACAAGUAUGAGAUGAUGAUACCGCGAAAUAUGACCAUUACCAGAGCUCAACGACUGGCCAUCAAGAAGGGCGAUAACAUGGAUGCGAUUCUGAACAACGUGUUUGAGCACCUCAGGCAGGCUGACCAGCUGUUGGCCAAUCUGACUAUUUUGCGAUGGUCUCAGAUCGAAGAUCAGGAUUACCAGAAGGUUCAUGACAUCAUGUACCAAUACAGGAACCAGUUCGAGCAGGAACUUAGCACAAGCUCUGGGUUCUACAUCAAGCGUCGCCUGGCUGUCGCCACAUUGACUGAGGAACGACUUGAGAACUUCACGAAAUACACCCUCGCUGAGCUUCCUGUCCAGCUCUUGGGAUUUAAUCACAACAAUCGCCAGUACACCACCAUAUUUCAUCCCGUCUACCCUCGGAAGAAUGCUGAUGGAUCCGCGGGCGACGUCAACUCUGCGUAUGUCUCGCCGAUCGAGACGGUAGUGAAUGCCUGCCGUAGCAAUACAGAUGUCGUGGGUGACAUCUUCCGCUCGGUGCCGCAUAUGGAGGCUGGGAAGGUGACACGAGUAUUCUUCGACAGGCCUGUUAGAAAAGAAGUGGACGAAAAGUCUUAUAUUCGCAGUGUGGACACACCCUUGACAAAGUCAACAGCUGUUUCUUAA
Messenger RNA from Fusarium graminearum PH-1, 705 nucleotides. RefSeq lists its product as uncharacterized. Bases 1 to 705 code for a protein of 234 amino acids. The transcript has a single exon. Gene Ontology annotation, molecular function: aminoacyltransferase activity. NCBI's taxonomy places the organism in Eukaryota, Fungi, Ascomycota, Sordariomycetes, Hypocreales, Nectriaceae. The record is from RefSeq and is a predicted model, not a curated record.